This is a messenger RNA of Rotaria sp. Silwood2, 5763 nucleotides long. The record is from the annotation of a GenBank genome assembly. Lineage: Eukaryota; Metazoa; Rotifera; Eurotatoria; Philodinida; Philodinidae.
AUGGCAAAUAAUGUUGUAGUUGAGACACAUUAUACACAAAAUAUGAAUCGUUCAUUAGCAGCAGAUUCUGAAACAUAUCAACAAUGUAAUUAUCAAACAUUUCAAAUGCUUGUUCUUUCUGUUGUUGAUCCAUUAAAUACUGAUGAAGUUCGACUAAAACAUCUUCAUAAUAUUGCUGAAAAUAUUGAAAUUCUAUCGACUGUACCAAACUAUGCAAUAUAUAUUGAUUUAUUAGUUAAAAAUCUGCUUAGAUCGUUAAUUGAAACAGAUACUGUAUUUAUCAUACCUAGUAAUGCACAAACAAUUCGAAAACAAAUAAUUGAAAUUUUUCAUCGUUUACCAAUAACUGAAGCACUACGUGGAUUUGUUAAAGAUAUUCUUUCUCCAAUGUUUAAAUUAUUAACAAAAGAAAAUGAAGAAAAUGCAUUACUUUUAUUACGUAUUAUUGUUGAAUAUAUGAAACAAUUUCGUCCACAAAUGAUUAUGGAAGUUCGUGAAUUUCUUCAAUUUGUUCAUAAUGUUUAUCGACAAAAAGCUUCAGCACUUGAUCAAAUUUUUUUAACAAAAACAUUUUCUCAUCCAACAUUAACAAUUAAUGAAAUUGAUUUAUCAGCUAUAAUUGAACAAAUAUGUACAUCUGUUAAAUUAAUUGUUAAAAAAAUUCAAAAUUUUCCAGUACAAUCAUCAAUAACAACUGAUGAAACAACUAAUUCAACAUCACAUAUCGCAUCAGAUACAUUUACAAUUCUUUCUCGUGCAUCACAUUCAGUAAAAUUAUUAGCUGAAUUUCCAGUUGCUAUCGUUCUUCUCUAUCAACUUUGUCGACAAUCAUUACAAGCUGAAUUUGGUGAAUUAGUACCACUGUUUUUAAGAUAUCUUACAUUACAACCUAGCAAAGAACAAAAAAAUGAUCCGAAAUUUAAUAUGGAAAUUUACAUUGAAUUUCUUACAACACAAGCAAAAACAUUAUCAUUUCUUGCUUUUGUUGGUAAAACAUAUCAGGAACAAUUGGCAUUAAAUAGUGAUUUAUUAGUGAUUGCAAUUUUUCAAUUACUUGAUGGUUGUCCACCUGAAAAUGUUCAAUUACGAAAAGAUAUUAUUGUUGCUGCUCGACAUUUUGUUUCGUCAGAUUUUCGAACAUUAUUCAUUCCACAUGUUAAACGAUUUUUUGAUGAAAACUUAUUACUUAGUUCGGGUUAUACUGCACGUGAAACACUUAAACCAUUAGCUUACAAUACAUUUGGAGAAUUUUUUAAUCAUAUUCGUGCAAAUUUAUCUAUUGAAGAUCUUCAAAACGUAUUAUAUAUGUAUUCAAAAAUGAUUCAUGAUUCAAGUUUACCACCAACAAUACAAGUAACAAGUUUAAAAUUUUUAACAAAUAUUGCAGAAUCAAUACGUCAAAAAGGAUCGGAAAAAUCUCGUGAUCUACUUAUACAUGUUGUUGAAACUCUUGUUUUUAAAUGUAAAAGUUUACCUAAACAAUGUACUCAUUUAUCUACUACAUCCAAUGAAAAAUCAAAUUCUUCGACGAUUUCAGCUGUUAAUGAAGUUGAUGUAACAACUAGUACAUUGAAUGAACUUGUUCAAAAUAUGAAUGAUAUAACAAAUAGAGAAAAAGAACUUCAACGGCAACAGGUAUUGAUUCAUUAUAAUGGCUAUAUUCAAAAACAACGUUCAACAUCAAUUUCUCUCAAUGAAUCAAAAGCGAAACAUUUUAAACGAACAAUUUCAUUUGAAAAUAUACGUCGUUUAUCAGUUGAUAAACUUCCAGAAAAAUUUCAACGUGAUUCAACCAAUCAAAUAAAAUUAAUUGAAUUAAUUAAUGAUGAAAUAAGUUUUCUAAAAAUUCUCUCAUCAAUACAAUUAAAACCAAAUGAUUUAUUUGAUUCUAUAAUACAAUUUUUACAUACAAAUAAUUCAAUUCUUAUUGAUACAUUAGCACAUUAUUUAUUUAUUGAUCUUUUACCUAGAAUUCUUCGUAUUAUAUCGGAAAAAUAUCGUAUUAUUUUAUUUCAACAAAUAAUUCAACCAUUUUUUGUUAGUGGAACACAUUUACAACAACGUGAUUUAUAUCCAUAUAGUUCAUUAAAUACUUUACUUGAAGCUUUUUAUGUUAUUUUUAAAAAUAAUAAUAAUUUAUCCGAAUUCGUACCUAUUAUACGACCAAUUAUACUUAAAUAUAUUGCUAAAACACAUAAUACAUGGCAUAGAAGUAUUUUAUUACUUGAACAAUAUAUAUUAGAUCAACAACCAAAUAAUGAGCUUUUAACAAAUGAUGAAACCUAUAUUGAAUCAUUAAAUUCUCUCGGUGAAUUAUAUGAACAUUUAAAUGAAGAUGAUUAUAAUAUAAGUCUUUGGUUACAUCGUCAAUUUUCACCAAAUAUUAAACUCUUAGUUUCAAAUGCAUUGCAAUAUGAACAACUUGGUCUAUUUCAACAAGCACUUGAUUAUUAUACACAAUCAAUAAAACAUCUCCAUACAAAUCAAAUUUCAUCAUCACCAUCAUCAACAUUAAAUAGAUUUUCUCAAUUAGAUGAAUAUUCAUUUCUUGAACAACAUUGGAUAAAAUGUACUAAAGAAUUAAAUCAAUGGGAAACAUUAACAUCAUAUUGUAAACAACAAAGUAAUCGUGAUCAUUUACUUUAUCUUGAUUGUAUAUGGAGAUCAGCUAAUUGGUCAUUAAUGAAAGAAACUCUUGGACAAUUAGAUGCUAUGUGUAAUGGUACAAAUAUAAAUUUAACAAAUUCAUCUAUUCAAACAUUUCAAUUUUUAAAUCCAAAUCCAACAUUAACACAAUCAACAAUAAUAUCAAAUAUAUUAACAAUAAAAGAUUUUCAAUGGAAAUUUGCAUUAUAUCGUUGUUAUUUAACAUUAUGUUCAACAAUAACAAAUACAGAUGAUCCAACAAUAUAUCAAACAACAAUGAAUAUAACUGAACGUUUAAUUGAUUAUUGUUCAUUAAAUGCAUUAAAAGAAUGGAAACAUUUACCAAAUUAUAUAUCAAAUUCACAUUUAAAUUUAUUACAAGCAUCACAACGUAUUAUUGAAUUACAAGAAUCUGCACAAAUUUUAUUAAAUAUUCAAACAAAUACAAAUAAUAAUAAUACAUCAACAUCAAUUAUAUCAACAACAACAAAUGGUAAUACAUCAACAACAACAACAAAUAUUCGACAAACAACAAAUAUUCAUGAAUUUAAAACUAUUGUUAAAACAUGGAAAAGUCGUUUACCAUUAAUUAAUGAUUCAUUAAGUUAUUGGAAUGAUAUAUUUACUUGGCGUGAAAUACAAUAUAAUACAAUUAGUACACAAUUUGAUAAAGAUCUUAAUGGAACAAAUCUAUCAGCUGGAAAUAAUAUUAAUAAUUCAAAUACAAAUACAGGACAAGUUUUACUUGGUAUUCAUGCUGUUGCUCAAUCAAUUACACAAUUGGCUAAAAUUGCACGAAAACAUCAUAUGCCAAAUAUUUGUAUGGAAAUUUUAUCAAGAAUUGGCACUGUCAUACCAAGUGUACCAGUCGUUGAUAGUUAUCAAAAAAUUAAACAAAUAAUAAAAUGUUAUUUAGUUUUAUUUUCAACAUUAUCUUCAAAUGAAAUUCAAGAUAUAUUUGAUAUAGUUGAACAAGCUAAUACAAAAUAUUUCAAUAAAGAUAUGAUGAGUGAAUUUUAUUCAUUAAAAGCUGUUGCUUAUUCAAAAUUAAAUCAUAAUGAUGAAGCUCAAAAACUUUUUAGUUGUGCAACACAAUUAUCAGAUGCAAAUUUAACUCGAACAUGGAUUAAUUGGGGUGAUUUUCUUCUUAAACAAUCAUCUAUUAUAAAUGAUGAUGAAUCAAUUAUAAUUUGUUAUUUAAAUGCAUGUAAAGAUUUAACAGAAAUCAAAGCACGUUCAAUAUUAUCAAAAAUAUUUUAUUUACUUUCACAUGAUAAUGAAAAUAAUAAUAAUAAUAAAUUAUCUAUAUGUAUUGAACGUUAUUUAUCAUUAAUACCAGUUCAACAUUGGCUUUUUUGGUUACCACAAAUAAUGAAUAAAUUAAUACGUAAUGAAUCAAGUCAAUGUAUGUUAGCUAUAUUAAAUGAAUUAAUACGUUUAUAUCCACAAGCUGUUUAUGUACAAAUUAAAAAAUCUUUAAGAAAAUUAAUUGAAAAUAAACAUGAUGAAAAACUAAUACCAUCAACACCAAUAACACCAUCAAUUGAUAUUAAUUUAAAUUUACCAAUAAUAUCAUAUAGACAACAAGCAAUUAAUAAUUUAAAUCGUUUAGAACAAAUUUUACUUGGACAACAUCCAACAAUUGUACGUAUAUUAGAUAUUAUUAUUGAACAAUUAAAUACAAUAAAUGAAACUUUAUUUGAAUAUAUAAUCAAACGUUUAUAUCAAUGUCAAAGAAAAAUUUAUGAAGAUUUAUUUGAAAAUAAAAAAAAAUUACCGGAAGAUGUUAAACAAAUUAUUCAACAUUUAAAAGAUAUUUUAAAUAAUGAUGAUAAUGAAUUUAAAAAUAUACAACAAAUUAAAAUACAAUUUUUAAAUGAUUUUAAUGAAAGUGUACUUAACACUACUCACAUAUCUCGAUCAUUCGUUCUUCUAAUCAAUAAAUGGAUAACUGUAAUUGAACGUCGUAUUGAACAAACCGAACCACGUAUAAAACAUUUAAAUCAAAUAAAAUAUUUACAAUUAUUAUCAUUUAAUUCUCAAAUAACAAAUGAUAUAAAUAUGCCCGGUGAAUUAUGGCAUGCACCUGAAGCAAAUUUUUAUUUUCGUAUAAAUAAAUUUUUUCCGACAAUUGAACGUAUAUUUAAACAUGAACGUUAUUUUAAUCGUUUAACAAUACGUGCACAUAAUGGUAAAAUAAUGUAUUAUCUUUUAUCAAAUAAUUAUCAAACAAUAUCAUAUGACAAAAUAAAUUCUCAAUGGGAAUUAGAAGAAAAUACAUUACAAUUUCUUAAAAUGAUUAAUAAUAUAUGUAUACGUAAAGAAAAAGAAUUAUUAAAACGACAUAUGCAAAUAUUUUUACCACAUUUAUGUACAUAUUUAUCAUCAUUACGUUUAAUUGAAGAUAAUCGUUUAACAAUAAAUUUAAUUGAAAUAUAUAAUAAUCGUUUAAUGUUACCAAUAAAAAAAUAUUAUGAAUUAAUUGAUGAUAAUAAUGAUAAUUUAUUAAAUAUUUAUCAAUUAAUACAAAAUGAAUUUUUUUCAAAUAAAUAUUUAUUACAUCAAUGGACAUUAAAUGAAUAUACAAAUGCAACAGGAUAUUUUUCAUUUCGAAAAAUUUUUACAAUAUCAAUGAGUUUUUAUUCCACAUUAAAUUAUUUAUUUGGUUUUUAUAUGUAUACAAAUAAUCAUUUAAAUAUACAACGUUCAAUAGGAAAUAUAAAUCCAUUAUAUCUUAGAUUAAAAUAUGAUUUAAAUAAACAAGAUGAAAAUAUUUUUUUAACACCCAAUAUUGAUACAUUUAUUAAUCGUUUUGGAAAAAUGGGACCAUUUAUAGCAACGAUUUUAUCAACAUUAACAUCAUUAGCACAACCUAAAUAUCAAAUUAUUGAAUAUUUAAAGAUUUUUUAUAAAGAAGAUAUACAUAUGAAACAUCCUGAAUUAACACAGAAAGAAUGUGUUGAACUAGUCGAAAAUAUUGCUCGUCAAUUAGAAACAAAGCUGAACCAAUUUACUGAUAUUGAUGUAUCAAAAAGAAUAGUUUCUGAACUUGUAGAAAAUUCUACAGAUAUCAAUCAACUUUCACGUCUCAAUCCACUUUAUUAUCCUUGGUUAUAA